Messenger RNA from Harpegnathos saltator (Jerdon's jumping ant), 4954 nucleotides. Its product is annotated as transmembrane channel-like protein 3. The transcript has 18 exons. Bases 1337 to 4897 code for a protein of 1186 amino acids. Gene Ontology annotation, molecular function: mechanosensitive monoatomic ion channel activity. The record is from RefSeq and is a predicted model, not a curated record. Gene Ontology annotation, cellular component: plasma membrane. Lineage: Eukaryota; Metazoa; Arthropoda; Insecta; Hymenoptera; Formicidae.
CGGUGAAGAAAUUAGAAUAUCUUUUAGAAUGUCUUUUACAGAGUACGUUCAUCUUGAUAUUUUAGAUACGAGUCGAGUAUCACUCGACAUAGAGUCUAUAUAUAUAUAUAUAUAUAUAUAUAUAUAUUACUGUAGCGACAUAUAGUGACGUACACGAUAGUGUGACUUUCGCGUUUACGAAAGUAAAAAUUGCGAUACCAUUAGAUUACAGUAAUUCGUUUCUAUUUCACGAGUAACAUCUAUGGAAUGUUUGUAAAAGUUGGGACGACAGUCACGUUCGAGGAAAACCGUAAAUGCAUAUCUCACGCGCGCAUUUUUCUCUUUCGGGUAUCCCAAGGAUCAAAUCGUAAUACGUAACUCGCGUACGCGUUUAUUCAUAUCGCGACGUUUCUAGCAUAUCCCCAUGUACAAGAAUCGUUAUUUAACGAACGAACCUGUGCCAAAAAUGUCAAUCGUCAAGAGAAUUUAUUUUCAGUAUAUUUUUAAAUAUUAUAAAUAAAAAUAAGCGUGAUCACACAGUUUGUGAUAAAUAUAUAUACACAUAUACACACACACACACACACACUUACUAUCUCGAAAAAUGUCUUUUUCAUAAUUUAAGUCUUACAAUUUCAUUUUAUACGAAUCAUGAUACCGACGUUCUAAAACCAACUUUUACACAAUCAAGACUGAAUAACCAACGCUUGUUAAUUACUAAAUUUAAUAGUUUGCUACGACAUACACGCGAUCAUACGAAUGCAACAUUAUAUUAUGCGUUUUAUUUCUGAAAAUUUUCAUCUGUCCUUCAUCGAUGUUUUUGUCAUUUUUAGGUCGGAAAACAUUUUCAUGAUAUGCUCUAAUAAUUCUUAAGAACAAUAAAACGUUGACGUCAAAUUUGCGUGCAAACGGAUAGAAGACCAUGGCGCUCGCUAAUGAAACAAAAAAAUACGUAGCUCCUUUCAGCAUGCACGAGUUAAUGGCAUGACGGCGAAUCCAUUAUUGCGAAUGUAUGCCGGUAACUUCAAUUUCAUUUCUUCUUCGGCCAGCAGUAAGUCGGCAGAUCGUUACAAGAGUCGGAUCGGUUUGCCUUCGUUGUGCAGUAAGUUAAGUACUCGACCUUUUUUGUUGAUAAUUUCAUUAUGCAGCUGUAAAUCGCAGUGCAUUCAUUGAUAAAACGUUAAUUAUGUGUGAAGUUUUACGUUGUACGUGAUCUGAAACUGUUGCAUUAGCCGAUGAUUAUCGAUCAGGCUUCGAAACACGUUCAUUUUUGUAUUUUCAUCAAUAAGUGAAGAAAUCUCUGAUAUUCCUUUUUUAAAUCUUAUCAUUAUUGUGAUUACAGCCGUCUGUGGCAGGCAAUAUGCAGGUUGACUCGGUUCUACCGAUAGACCAAGCGAAAAUUCCUGGCAUUUUAAAACUAGACAAAACGUCACGCCCCUCCGAACAUCCCGAAACUUUUUCCUCAUUAACGACCACGCAGGUGGGUCCGUCAUCCCCGUCGCAGCCGCAACCGUCGCCCAGUCGACAGUCAGUUACGUUUGCUUUCGUCGAGUGUCAGUGCAACGAAGAUUUCGUCGAGAACGAUCCAAAAUCGCUAGCUAACGUAGCCGCGGAAGUGCGGUCUAUCAGAGAUACACGGCGUAUUUCUGUAACUGCGAUAUCCGAGCAAGCGGAUUUAAGUGAAAAAUCGGAAGAUUUGAUGUCAAUGGAGACAUCACCCAUGGACGGUGAAAAAAAUGGCAAUGAAAAUGAUUACUCAGCGUCAGUCUGCGCGAUUAUUCAACGACGGAACUCAACGCGUCGGCAAAGUCGACGAAAACGACGCCCAUCAUCUCCGUUUAGUCCUGACGUCGACAACGUGACGCGCCGUCGGUCCUCAGCUUACACUACGAGUUCGGGAGACACGAUAAUUUCGAUGGAGGAGAGCAAUAAUCAGGAGCAGAUUUUCGAGAAUCUCAAAUUACACAAGGAGGUUUUGAAUGGCGUAAAACAACAACCCUGGCCACUUCGGCGUAAGAUCAAGCUUGUACGGCAAGCUAAAUCCUAUGUAAGGAGACACGAAGGUGCUUUGCAAGAAAGACUCGCUCAAAGUCGUAGCACCAAAGACGUUAUAGCACGUGUUUCAUUUUUCAUGACUAAGAAAUGGCAAUAUUUUCGACGCGAGCUGAUCAAUCUUCAAACUUGGUUGAUACCGUGGGAAGUACGUAUUAUGGAAAUAGAAUCUCAUUUCGGAUCUGCUGUUGCUUCCUAUUUCACUUUUCUUCGUUGGCUGUUUUGGAUCAAUUUCGUCAUAGCAGCCACCCUUACAGCAUUCGUAGCGAUACCUGAGGUGCUAACUGCAAACGCAACGCUCGCCGGCGAAAGGAAGAUUAUGCUAAAAGAAGAAAGCGCUAAAUCGAAGCAGUUGUUAACUCUGUGGGAAUUUGAAGGGGUGCUAAAGUAUUCUCCUUUUUUCUACGGAUGGUACACAAAUCAAGACUCACACAGCACCUAUAGACUGCCUUUGGCAUACUUUGUCACUAAUUUGGUCGUCUAUACGUACAGCUUUGUCGCAAUUCUGCGCAAAAUGGCGGAAAAUUCACGUUUAAGCAAACUGACCGAGAAAGAAGACGAGUAUGUCUUUUCGUGGAAACUUUUUACAGCAUGGGAUUUCAUGAUCGGUAAUCCAGAGACUGCUCACAAUCGUACAGCCAGCAUCGUGCUUAGUUUCAAGGAGGCUCUAUUGGAAGAAGCGGAAAAAGAAAAAGACGAGAGAAAUUGGAAAAUCAUAUCAAUGAGGAUAUUCGUGAACGUAGCGGUGUUAUCGUUACUCGCAUUAUCGGUGUUCGCUGUGAUUGAAGUAGUUGGACGAAGCACUACGGAGCUCGAAUCGCACAAUUGGUGGCGACAGAACGAGAUCACGAUCGUGAUGUCUCUGAUUACAUACACUUAUCCAAUGUUCUUCGAGAUCCUUGGUUUCCUUGAAAGCUAUCAUCCCAGAAAGCAACUUCGAAUACAACUGGCACGGAUUAUGGUCUUAAAUUUACUAAAUCUUUAUUCCUUGAUAUUUGCAUUAUUUAAUAAAAUAAAUACUAUGAAACACGAUCUUUAUGGUCUCAAGCCGACAAGCACGAGUUGCACACAUAUAGAAAUGCCAUGUGGUGACGAAUUAACAGGUACAACGCCAAGAAUUGCAACAUUAGCUUCUCUAAGUCUCGUUUUAAUCAAUGUCACCCACUUUUAUGUGAAAAGAGAAAUUUCAGAGCCAACAUUGCCAGCUAUCAGGCAGGAAACAUUCUUUUUCAAUCCUUUGCUGAAUCCUUUAUAUAAAGAGUUGAAUGAUACAUCUGAUGAUGAUUAUAAUGAAGAUUAUUUGAAUUACGAUGAUUAUCAAUAUGAAAAUUUUGAGACGGAUAAAAUCGAUGAAUCUUACACCACGUCUUAUUAUAAAGAAGAGAAUGAUACCCAACGUGUGAGUGAUAACAUGCUAUUGUAUGACACAAGUCCGACUGUAGCCGCCAAUUUCUUAUCUGAUCCGACAACCACUGAAAAUCCCUAUAGUUCUGCUAGCAGUUCUACUUCAUCGCAAACUGAAAAUAUGGUAUCAACAACCAUUACAUCGGACAAAAUGGAAGUCGCAAAAUCAUUAGAGACCAUUGACGUCGGUAGUUCUACCGAAGAACCAACAAUUGCUUCAUCGACUAUAACUAGCGAGGAAUCAUUUGUUAAAGAGUUUAACGUUGCAUUCACAACAGCAGAUGUCACACCUAUAACCACGUUUAUAUCGGAAACUAGCACUUCAGUAGAAUCAAAUAAACGUGUAAAUUCGCUUCCGAAAGAAAAAUAUAUGAUAAAAUGUUUUGAAAAAGUUUGCACUACCACGCCGGCGAAUAAUUUAGCUAUGUCUCUAGAACAGUUAGAUCCGAAGACUCGGAGGAAGUUACGUCGAUUAUGCUGGGAGACUAUGUUUGGUCAGGAACUUGCCAAGCUCACUGUCAUGGAUUUGAUACUUACCAUACUGGCAACUCUCAGUAUGGAUUUCUUCCGCGCCGUAUUCGUGCGUUUUAUGAAUGGCUGUUGGUGCUGGGAUCUGGAAAAACAGUUUCCACAAUACGGUGACUUCAAGAUAGCCGAGAAUAUUCUUCAUUUGGUGAAUAAUCAAGGCAUGGUCUGGAUGGGAAUGUUCUUCAGUCCAGGUCUGACUGUACUGAAUCUUCUCAAGCUCGGCAUUCUGAUGUAUUUACGUUCUUGGGCUGUUUUAACGUGCAACGUACCUCACGAAGUGGUUUUUAGAGCCUCCAGAUCCAAUAAUUUCUACUUCGCGCUUUUACUGAUGAUGCUGUUUUUGUGUGUGUUACCAGUCGGUUACGCUAUCGUUUGGGUCGAGCCUUCGUGGCACUGCGGUCCAUUUUCCGGUUAUCCAAAAAUUUAUAACUUAGCAACGAAGAGCUUAACAGACUCGCUUCCGCAGCCAAUUCGACGAUGUCUCGAUUACAUUGCAUCGCCUGGUAUAAUAAUACCAUUGAUCGUUCUGAUGACGUUAAUCAUUUAUUAUAUGUCAUCCCUUGCUGGAUCUUUGCGAGAAGCAAAUAACGAUCUGAAGAUGCAAUUGAGACACGAACGUACGGAGGAGCGUCGCAAAUUAUUUAAAAUAGCAGAAAAAAGACAAAAUGUUGCCGAAACUCCAUUAACAAGAUGGAAAAAGAUUCUCCCAGCAUUACCGCAGGCCAGAACAGAAAUACUUCGAAAUUCAGAAACAACUCAGAGGGACGAAGUACAAAUCGUUAUCGGGAAUUUGAACGACAUGGUGGAGAAGAAGCUGAUGACUAUCGAUACUGAACAAGACUCGUUACUUCAUGAUGACAAUCAGAAUGAAGAUGAUUCAAGAUUGAGUGAGCUUCCAGCUUCCAGCAAAAGACAAUUCUUACAAGCAGGCCGGUAAACUUUAUCGGACCUUCUUGGGACUCGCAGUCGAACGAACAGGUCAUUGUACCGGAAA